Molecule: messenger RNA, 3845 nt
Organism: Zalophus californianus (California sea lion)
Lineage: Eukaryota; Metazoa; Chordata; Mammalia; Carnivora; Otariidae
Gene: DERL3
Product: derlin 3
Exons: 7
Coding region: 782-1477 (231 amino acids)
Biological process (GO): endoplasmic reticulum unfolded protein response
Cellular component (GO): endoplasmic reticulum membrane; Hrd1p ubiquitin ligase ERAD-L complex
Molecular function (GO): ubiquitin-specific protease binding; misfolded protein binding
Source: RefSeq, a predicted model, not a curated record
UUCCUGCUCUCUCUGUCAAAUAAAUAAAUAAAAUCUUAAAAAAAAAGAAAUGAUGAGGCCCUCUCCAGGCCGCCCACUUGCUCUGGCCAGUGUCGGCACUCUGGGGUCCUUGGGAAGACUCCCUACAAGGAGUCCGCGCGCGGUCAAGUGGACCGCGGCGGGGGUGGGGGGUGGCUGGACACAGUGCUUGAGCGCCUCCUCUGUUGUGGGACAGGUGGCACUGCCUUUGGUUCUCAGUAGGGGAGAAAGACCCGACCGAGUCGCUGCCGGCCCUGGGGGCCUCAUAGAGCCUCCAGCCCCGACUCGCAUUGGUCCCGCCUUGCCCACGCCCUAGGGUGACCCCGCCCCUUCCGGUCUCACAGCUCCUCGGUCCGGUCUCACAGUUCCUCGGUCCCGUCUCACCUUCACUCGCGGAGUAAUCUUAGCCCCGCCCCCAAAGUCUUGUAGGUCUUUGCUGUUGGUUCUCUCUAGCUCGCCGCGAAGCGACCCGUUCCUCAUUGGCCACACGUUCUCCCGCGCCACCACGACAGCCAUCACAACAACCGCCACGUGCUCACCCGUGGGGCCUGCUCUUUGGUCCCGAGUCCCGACCCGCCCACUCCCCUGUCCCGCCCCCGGCUUCCCGCUUCCUCCUAUUGGUUACCGGGCCCCGGACUCCUCCCUCGGCCCCGGGCGCGCUGCGCCUCCGACGCGGAUUGGCCGAAUUCGGGAGUGAGGCGGGGUUUGGAGGCGGGUUAAAGAGCGCGCAGCAGGUUGCGCCACGCGUGUCAGAGAAGUUUCAAUGGCGUGGCAGGGGCUGACGGCCGAGUUCCUGCAGGUGCCCGCGGUGACGCGGGCCUAUACCGCGGCCUGCGUCCUUACCACCGCUGCUGUGCAACUGGAGCUCCUCAGCCCCUUCCAGCUCUAUUUCAACCCGCACCUCGUGUUCCGGAAGUUCCAGGUCUGGAGGCUCGUCACCAACUUCCUCUUCUUCGGGCCCCUGGGAUUCAGCUUCUUCUUCAACAUGCUCUUCGUGUUCCGCUACUGCCGCAUGCUGGAGGAGGGUUCCUUCCGCGGCCGCACGGCCGACUUCGUCUUCAUGUUUCUCUUCGGGGGAAGCCUCAUGACCCUGCUGGGGCUCCUGGGCAGCCUGUUCUUCUUGGGCCAGGCCCUCACAGUCAUGCUGGUGUAUGUAUGGAGCCGCCGCAAUCCCCGAGUGAGGGUCAACUUCUUCGGCCUCCUCACCUUCCAGGCACCAUUCCUGCCCUGGGCACUCAUGGGGUUCUCUCUGCUGCUGGGCAACUCGAUUCUCGUGGACCUGCUGGGGAUUGCUGUGGGCCACAUUUACUACUUCCUAGAGGAUGUCUUCCCCAACCAGCCUGGAGGCAAGAGGCUGCUGCUGACCCCCAGCUUCCUGAAGCUGCUACUGGAUGCCCGACAGGAGGACCCCGAUUACCUGCCCCUCCCGGAGGAGCAGCCAGGACCCCUGCAGCAAUGACCCUACCCAGGGCCAGGGCCAGCCCCAGCCCCAGCGGCCUGUUUUCCUGGCCUCUGGCAGGCCUCCAUUCCACCCCUAACUCCCGCUUACAGGACAGCAACCUGUCCUGGAGAUGGGGCUGGUGCCCAGGGCCUGCCCAAAUAAACAGAAUGACCUGCAUCUCUUUGCCCACAGCACUGGCUCCCUGCCUUGGCUGGCCACAUCCUUCCACACUGGGCAGGUGUUGCUGGCCUUGACCUAGGGCCACCAAGCCUGGUCUGCCCUCUCAGACCAAUUGUAGGUGGUAGGAUGAGAAGCCCAGAGGGGGUCAAGAACCUGCCCACAGUUGCCCAGCAGCUUUGAGCUCACAGAUGGCAUACUCGGGGUUCUCAAUCCAGCUUUGUCAAUGCCUUAAUGGAGUCUUGGGCAAAUCCUACCUGCACUGAUCUCUGCUCAGGGCCAGGCAGCAAGGGGCUGGCCAGGUCUCAUUGGCUGGGGCCAGGACCGGGAUGUCCCUGUCAUGCCAAGCCCAGUUUGCAGGGGCUCCUGCCCAUGGUACCCUCAGGCUGAUGCCUCACUUGGCUCCUCCUGUCCCUCAGUGGCAACAAGUGGACUUUUGCCCCACUUUCUAGCUGAGCAGUCAAUGGACGUGGCCAAGGCUCCAUGGGGUCAGGUGCGGCAGAGGGCCAGGACCAGGUCCUCGGCCCUUUCUGCAAUCCCAAAGCUUUGAAAACUUUUCACCUCGGCAGAGUUCUACAAAGCUCUCUCCCUUAUAUUUUUAGCUGAGAACCAUGGGAGCCUGAUCUGAUCCCACAGCUCACUUUUUUCUUUGGUAAAGUGGGCACCAGACACCCUGGCCAACUUGACCUCAGAGUUCCAGUUGGAACUCUGGUUUAUUCCUGGAUGAUGAGCAGCAUAGGGGCUCCUCCAGCCGCAGGCUGUCACAUUCAUGGAUGGCCCAAGUAUUCACCAUGGAGUCUAAGUUUGUAGGGAACCGUGUGGAGUCACAGCUUGCUCUGCAGUGCUCCAAGGGAGCGCUCAGCCCCUGGGCGGGCCUGGUGGGCUGACCUGCCCAGACGGGCUGAGGCGGGCAGUUUCACUCCAUCCCACCAGUUGUAGGGGCACAUGGACCAAGCAAACCCUUCAGCAAUGGAGCCCACUUAUCUCCAAGGCCAGCGGAGCCUGGGCUUGGAAUCUUCCUCUUUGUUCAGGGCCUUCCAGUGAAGCCCAACCACCUCCUUGCUGUGGAGCUCCAGCAAGUUACACUCCUGGAUGAAGGGCAAGGGGCUUGAGUACAAACUUCCUGGGAGGUAGGAGCCGUUAUGUCCCAGGACAUGUUCAUGGGACCCCCAGCCCAGAGGGCCAGGCCCAUCUAACCCUAUUAUCCUGGCAAUCAAGACCCCAAUUCCUACUCAAGAGCUCUGCCCUUGGCCAGUCUGGGGCUCAGGUUGGAAGCCAGGUGGCAUGAUGCUCCUGCCAUGCUCCUGGGGAGCAGAGCAGCCCUGACCUGACAGGGGACACCUGGCAGCAGCUGAAGGCACCAGCCCAGAGCUGGGGGUCUGUUCUCUUCGGUAAGACUGCAGCUGUGUGCCCAAUUCACCAAGCACUGCUCGGCUCCACGAGGAGACCCACACAUGCCACCCGCACGCAGCCCACAUCCCUUCUGUAGAGUGGGGACACUUCCACAUGAGACAAGGAUGCAGACGGGGCAAGCAGCUCACUGGAGGCAGAGGUGAGGAGAGGCCCAGGGCUACGCCUUCUUCUCAACACACCACAUCCCCCCACGGCUGGCCCUAGGCAGGCGUGCUGCUCCACGCGCCUCAUUCUUCACAACCGACCUGAGAGAGAAGAGCUGGCCUGGCCCAUGGUGCCAGCCAGGGGUGCAGCUGGAAGAGCCAAGCAUGGGCCCUCAGGCACCCAGGCUGCUGACACCCCUGUAGCACCCACAAAGGACAUGGCUGCUGCAAAGGACUCCAGAGAAGCAAUGCUCCGGGGCGGGGCGGGGGGGGGGGGGGAGCGACAACAGUCUGGACACAGCAGAGCCCAAGGACAGCAGGAAAGCCUAAGCAGCUUCACAAGGCCAAGCAAAGGAGGCGUGGUGGGGCUGUCACUGCAAGGUAAGUGGGCCUCCUGCCCUCUGAGCCUUGUGACCUCACUUCUGUCCAUCGGUACGAGGACGGCCCAGGUGGCAGGUGGAGGGCCUGAGGAAAAGCACGACUGCUGCCGUUGGCCUUGGAUGCAGCCUUAUCAGCCCCGGCCUGCCCAGAUGGGGCUCUGAGGCACAGAAGGGCAAGAGGCCUGGCAUGCCAACCUUGGCCAUACACCACCCCAGCCAGACCCUGCUCCUCGUCCCUUCUUAUUUUUAUGCUACCACUUUGAAAAAAUGGAA